Molecule: messenger RNA, 484 nt
Organism: Nasonia vitripennis (jewel wasp)
Lineage: Eukaryota; Metazoa; Arthropoda; Insecta; Hymenoptera; Pteromalidae
Product: serine protease inhibitor 3-like
Exons: 2
Coding region: 186-407 (73 amino acids)
Molecular function (GO): peptidase inhibitor activity
Source: RefSeq, a predicted model, not a curated record
UCCUGGGCAUAAGGAAGAAAUAAACGUUUUCUCCACAAACAUGAUAGCCGAGAAGUCUUUCAUUUAAUCAAGUGAGUCAUAGCAUCGGUAGACCGUAUAUAAAAAGGAAGGCUUUUUUAUCAGCUAAAGUUAGUUGGAAGCUUAGUCUCGAACAAUCACUUUGAACACGAAGAAUUCCAGUGAAUAUGGCGUCCAAAACCACGUGCCUACUACUACUUGGCUUGCUCAUCAUCGCCACGCUUUACGUCUCCGUUGCAGAGGCCAAGAAGCAGUGCGUGCCGGGAAAAUCCUAUUUUGAUGGGUGUAACACAUGUUUUUGCUCUGAAGCACAUUCCGUCCAGUGUACCAGGAGACUGUGCCCGGACCCAUGGAAGCGUCUUUCUCCACCUGCUGACUUCUACCAAUAAGCUUAUUCAACAAAUGUCUAAUUAAACGUAAAUAAGACUUCACUCGUCUUCGAAAUAAAAUAAAUUUGAAAAAUAGA